AAGUCAGCGCUGGUAUUAUCUUGAAUAAUUCUCGGUGGCAGUUACGCCGCUAGCUUUAUCAGAGGCUGCAGCCAUGUGCGAAACCCUCUGGUGGCUUUCGAUUUAACGCUCAGUCGUUAUCCAGAGACCGAUGAGCUCACAUUAAAAUUAGAAUAAGUAAAUUGUUGAUCCACAAAAAAACAAAAAAGCAAAAAACAGGCACAUUGUGAACUUGAGGAACAAUGUCGACCAAGAUAAAAACGUUGAUUUCCGGUCGUAGGCUGCUGUUGUUGAUGUUGGUGUGCCUGCUCGUUUCCGUGCCAAGCGCCAGUUGCAAACCGGAAAACAUAGAUGCUCCUGAUACGAAGUCGGCCAAUGUGAGCACCCUAGAUCGGCUACAAAUGAAUCUCUUCGUUAACUACGAUGUAAACGUUCAGCCCACUAUUCAAGGCAAAGCGGCAAACGUAAGCCUUGGUCUAUCGGUGAACUAUAUAGAUAUCGAUGAGCUGAACGGCAAGAUCACACUCCAUUGUUGGCUGAACGUGCAAUGGGUCGAUGAGCAACGUUCAUGGAAUAUAAAGCAGUAUGACAACAUUACCAAGUUGCAUAUACCAGACAGCAAAGUGUGGAAGCCACAGAUUAUGAUCUUCAAUGCCGCUGCCGAUGAGGGCAACUAUCCUGUGAGCACACAGGUGAUACUCUCCAAUGAUGGCAGCUUCCAGUGGGUGCCACCAGCUGUCUAUACGGCCUAUUGCGCUCUGAACAUGCUCAACUGGCCGUACGAUCAACAGAUAUGCAAGCUUAAAAUUGGCACCUGGUCGGUGAGCAAUCUCAAUGCGGCCUACAGCAAGGCGAUCAAUUAUGAUGAUCGGGUGCAAUCGAGCGAGUGGGAAAUUGUCAGCGGCCGAACACGGUUUGUGCACCAGGACUAUUAUAGCUAUGUUGAAUUUAUAUUUACAACUCAGCGCCGCUCCACCAUGUAUACAGCGGUUAUCUUUACGCCAGCCUCUUGCAUAGUGCUCUUGGCGCUGGCCACUUUCUGGCUGCCACCGAAGAUGGGCGAGAAAAUACUGCUCAAUGGCAUACUCAUCCUAAUGAUUGCUGCGUUUCUCAUGUACUUUGCCCAGCUGCUGCCCGUGCUAGGCGGGAAUACGCCGCUCGUUGUUGUCUUCUAUAGCUCCAGCUUGUUGCUGAUCAGCAUAUCCACGAUUAUAGAGGUUGUAGUGCUCUACCUGGCCACGGCACAGCAUAAGCGUCGCGUGCCGGACCUAGUGAAGCGUCUGUUGAAUGGCAAACUGGGCACUUGUCUACUGCUCUCGCACUUUACCAAUGAGGCUGAGCAGCCUGCAAGGCAAAGCAAUGGCGUACCCAAGGAGAUGGAUGAGAAUUUGUACGAUAGUGUGGACGAUGUGACCAAUCCGUUGGACAUCAAUCCUACUGGGGUGCCCUCAGCGCGUGCCCUACAAUUCGACUGGAUGCUGUUGGCCACGGCCGUCGAUCGCAUUUGUUUCAUUUGCUUUAGCCUGGUCUUCAUAGCGUUGAGCAUUGUUUACGCUAUCUAAGAUCCCAAAAUAUGCCAUUACAAUAGCGCUUUUAUAUAACUUUUACUGCUAUACUCA
This is a messenger RNA of Drosophila hydei, 1598 nucleotides long. It is a transcript of the gene nAChRbeta3, whose product is annotated as neuronal acetylcholine receptor subunit alpha-7. Gene Ontology annotation, molecular function: acetylcholine-gated monoatomic cation-selective channel activity; transmembrane signaling receptor activity. The coding region runs from base 222 to 1541 and encodes 439 amino acids. Gene Ontology annotation, biological process: chemical synaptic transmission; signal transduction; monoatomic ion transmembrane transport. Gene Ontology annotation, cellular component: neuron projection; postsynaptic membrane; synapse. The transcript is spliced from 4 exons. NCBI's taxonomy places the organism in Eukaryota, Metazoa, Arthropoda, Insecta, Diptera, Drosophilidae. The record is from RefSeq and is a predicted model, not a curated record.